Molecule: messenger RNA, 2211 nt
Organism: Myotis davidii
Lineage: Eukaryota; Metazoa; Chordata; Mammalia; Chiroptera; Vespertilionidae
Product: heat shock 70 kDa protein 1-like
Biological process (GO): protein refolding; cellular response to unfolded protein
Cellular component (GO): vesicle; cytoplasm; blood microparticle
Molecular function (GO): misfolded protein binding; ATP-dependent protein folding chaperone; heat shock protein binding
Source: RefSeq, a predicted model, not a curated record
CGGCUGCGCACCAUCGAUGUUGAGGGAGUUCCCACCGACUGGGGCUUCGCAGUCCGAACGCUACCAAACUGGAGCGAAGGCGACGGGAGAACAGGCCUCGGAAAACCAUGGCUGCUGCUAAGGGAAUGGCCAUCGGCAUCGACCUGGGCACCACCUACUCAUGCGUGGGCGUGUUCCAGCACGGCAAGGUGGAGAUCAUCGCCAACGACCAGGGCAACCGCACCACCCCCAGCUACGUGGCCUUCACCGACACCGAGCGGCUCAUCGGGGACGCGGCCAAGAACCAGGUAGCCAUGAAUCCUCAGAACACUGUCUUUGAUGCUAAACGCCUGAUUGGCAGAAAAUUUAAUGAUCCUGUAGUACAAUCAGAUAUGAAACUCUGGCCUUUUCAAGUAAUCAGUGAAGGAAGCAAGCCCAAAGUAUUGGUAUCCUACAAAGGGGAGAAAAAGGCUUUCUACCCUGAAGAAAUCUCCUCUAUGGUGCUGACUAAGAUGAAGGAGACUGCUGAGGCUUUUUUGGGCCAUUCCAUCACCAACGCUGUGAUCACUGUGCCAGCCUAUUUCAAUGACUCUCAACGCCAGGCCACCAAGGAUGCAGGCGUGAUUGCAGGUCUCAAUGUGCUAAGAAUUAUCAAUGAACCAACAGCUGCUGCCAUUGCCUACGGCUUAGAUAAAGCAGGUCAGGGUGAGCGACAGGUCCUGAUCUUUGACCUGGGUGGAGGCACAUUUGAUGUGUCCAUCCUGACCAUAGAUGAUGGGAUUUUUGAGGUGAAGGCCACGGCCGGGGACACCCACCUGGGAGGGGAGGACUUCGACAACAGGCUGGUGAACCACUUCGUGGAGGAGUUCAAGCGCAAGCACAAGAAGGACAUCAGCCAGAACAAGCGAGCCGUGAGGCGGCUGCGCACCGCCUGCGAGAGGGCCAAGAGGACCCUGUCGUCCAGCACGCAGGCCAACUUGGAAAUUGAUUCACUUUACGAAGGCAUCGACUUCUACACGUCCAUCACUAGAGCCCGGUUUGAAGAGCUGUGUGCAGACCUCUUCAGGGGCACGCUGGAGCCGGUGGAGAAGGCCCUGCGUGACGCCAAGAUAGACAAGGCGAAAAUCCAUGACAUUGUUUCUGUCCUGGGCCUGGAGACAGCCGGGGGCGUGAUGACGGUCCUGAUCAAGCGCAACUCCACCAUCCCCACCAAGCAGACGCAGAUCUUCACCACCUACUCGGACAACCAGCCGGGGGUGCUGAUCCAGGUGUUCGAGGGCGAGAGGGCCAUGACGAGGGACAACAACCUGCUGGGGCGCUUUGACCUGACUGGCAUCCCUCCUGCACCCAGGGGAGUUCCUCAGAUCGAAGUGACUUUUGACAUCGACGCCAAUGGCAUCCUUAAUGUAACAGCCACGGACAAGAGCACCGGCAAGGCCAACAAGAUCACCAUCACCAAUGACAAGGGCCGCCUGAGCAAGGAGGACAUCGAGCGCAUGGUUCUGGAUGCUGAGAAAUAUAAAGCUGAAGAUGAGAUCCAGAGAGAGAAAAUUGCUGCAAAAAAUGCCUUAGAAUCCUAUGCUUUUAACAUGAAGAGUGCUGUGAGUGAUGAAGGCUUGAAGGGUAAGAUUAGUGAGUCUGAUAAAAAGAAAAUUCUGGAUAAAUGCACCGAGGUUCUUUCGUGGCUGGAGGCUAAUCAACUGGCCGACAAAGAUGAGUUUGAUCAUAAGAGAAAGGAACUGGAGCAAGUGUGUAACCCAGUCAUUACAAAACUUUAUCAGGAGGGAUGCACUGGGCCUACCUGUGGAACUGGGUACGCACCUGGGAGGGCUGCCACAGGCCCCACCAUUGAAGAAGUAGAUUAACCUUAUCUGGAGCUGGAGGGUCCUAGGAUGAAUUUGUUCCCUUCAUCUUCAAGCAUUGUUAUGACUUUUGAAUUGACUGGACCUGAACCUAAGUUACCAUCGUUUUGGAAUCCUAAUGGAGGAGUCUCAUGUGCCAUCUUUCCACACUCCAGUGUCCUGUUUGUGACUCUGGAAUCAGACUCUUAGGAAAACUAGGCCCUUCUCCGAACCAUGUGAUGAAUCUGUUAAUUAGUUCCAGUCUCACCAACUUUCUUCCUGUGUGGAUGGUUAUUUGUCACUCAGUAAAUCUGUUCCUGAAACAAAUUUCUUCUGGUAUCAUUAGACUGUGAGUGUAAUGAAAAGAAAAGGAAAGUUCAUGGAGAGAGCA